Molecule: messenger RNA, 1068 nt
Organism: Dracunculus medinensis (Guinea worm)
Lineage: Eukaryota; Metazoa; Nematoda; Chromadorea; Rhabditida; Dracunculidae
Source: the annotation of a GenBank genome assembly
AAUAAAUUCCAUUUCAAGCAGUUGCAGAUAGAAUUUCGAAAUCCAGCUGCAGGAGCACUAAACAUUGUCGCCUGCUUCAGUCCAUUGUUCCUCAGUGAUAACUGGCAAUUGUUAUUGAUAUCACUGGAACUACAUAAAUUUUAUGGUGCAUCGCUACAAGUUCAUUACAUACAAAGUAUUCUGAGUGAGACGAUGGCGAUUUUGAAAAUCUAUGAAGCGCAAAAAGUAGUAAGCAUUGAGCCGUGGUCGAAGAUAAAUUUCGAUAAACUAAAUAUAGCAUAUGAUCCAAAUCUGGAAUUAAACUGGAGAAAUCAAGAGUCAGCUAUGUGCGAUUGUCUCUUGAAAUACAAAGAAUCGGCGUCUUUCAUAAUUUUUGGCGAUAUCGAUGAUGUGCUUAUUCCACGGAUGUCAAAUUCUUUUUUCGCAGAAUUUACCUAUUUUCAUUCGUUAUUUCCUAAGGCUGCUGCAUUUCUUUAUGAUCGACAUCAGGUUUCCAUUAAAGCAGAGCGAAAUCCUUUAAAUUUUUCACUUGCUCGUACCAUUUCUCGAACAAAAAUUACAAAUGAUUUGGAUGAUCCAAAAUCUAUAGCUAUCCCAUCAAGGAUUCAUUCUACAUUCAUUCACUGGCCAGGAAUAGUGCUACCUGGAUAUAAUAUUCAAAGAAUUAAGAAUACUACAAAUUUUAUGCUGCAUCUGCGCCACUGGCAAUCUGAAGUAAUCGCUAAAAAUAUUUCUGAAUUAAAAAUUAGCAAGAAUGUUACCCGGGAAAUCGAUAGGACUUUCCAUAAUUUUGUGGAAAAAUAUGCGAUUAAAGAAUUUAUGGACCUGCCAUCAAGAAAUUUCUAUUUUCCUUUAAUUGAGCAAUGUUACAAUGCCAUAUUUUAUUCAAAAGCCAAGCAACCUGAUUUUUGUCCUACUCCGAUGAGAUGUAACGUGACUCCAGUCAUUGGUGUUCGUUGCACCCUAGGCAAAAAUAUCUAUAAAUCUAAUAAACUGGGUGGUAUAACUGUGCAUACAGUACAAUGGACUGGAUAUGAGGAAUUUGAUGAUGGAUGUCGAAUCAAAUAG